Messenger RNA from Micropterus dolomieu (smallmouth bass), 1298 nucleotides. RefSeq lists its product as uncharacterized. NCBI's taxonomy places the organism in Eukaryota, Metazoa, Chordata, Actinopteri, Centrarchiformes, Centrarchidae. The record is from RefSeq and is a predicted model, not a curated record. The transcript has 4 exons. Bases 465 to 1298 code for a protein of 277 amino acids.
CCAGGGGAAGGCGGGGGGGCCGUGUUCCCCGGACAUGAUGAUGAUGAGGAGGAGGAGGAUGAAGGUGAUUACUGGCUGUUCAAGAGGCGCGCGCGGUUUACAGAGAGAGGGGAGGCAGAGAAGCAGAAGAAGAGUUAGUUUCUCCUUAGAGAAGAAGAAGAAGGAGCCUCCCGCUGCAGGCCGGAUCUGUGGUGGACUAAAAGAAGAAGAAAACCCGCAGAAGAAGAAGUUGGAGGAACUCCUCUUGAAACUUUUCUCUCUGUGCGCGCUCCCGCCGCCUGCGGCUGGCCCGAGGCUGUACUGCGCAUGCCCACUUCCUGUGUAUAAUACACCGAUUGUGUCACGGGGCCCGGCGGUGACGUCAUCGGAGAGCGAGCGAGACAGAGGCGCGCGGCCGCUGAUCCGGAGCAGCACCGGGAGCGCGCUUCAGCUGAGUGAACUGAGUCUGCGGUGGGUUUGUGAGGAUGAGCGGUGGUAAAAAGAGGAGUGGCUUCCAGAUCACCAGCGUGACCUCAGAUUUCAACCAAACUCCAGCUGGCCAAUCAGCUCCCAGCGUGGUCCUGACUGCCCUCCAAUCAGCAGCCUCCUCCUUCUCCUGCAGCCCUCUGGGAAGCUCCUCCCAGCCGAACACGCCCUCUCUGAAGAGGAAGUACAUGUCCCAUGAUGCCCCGGGGCAGGGUGCAGGGUCUUCCUCCAGAUUCAGGGUGGUGAGGCUGACGGUGGGCGGUUCCGGCAGCGGCGGGCGGGGCGAGCCCUAUCGCCGUGGGCGAUGGACAUGCACGGACUUUGAGGAGCGACUGGAAGGGGCGGGGUUCAGGCGGGUGAUGGACACCAUGAGACACGCCCACUCGCUGGAGUCCCUUGAGAUGAUUGGCCGGGACAUAGACGGAGGUGCCCAUCUGCUGGCUCAGCCAAUCAGAGGCCGCGAGGGGGUGGGGCUAGCAAUGCGCAGCGGGCCAUCCUCCCCAACGCACGAAGAGCCUUUCAACUUCCGGCUCCUGGGCAGCAAAGAGCCAAUGAGAAUACAAGGUUUAAACUCCACCCCUCCACCUCCUUCGCCCCGGCCACGGAACAUCCCUCCUCCUCUACGAUUGGACGUCGAUGCUGCGGGACGGUCUGUCCUCAGGCUUUCCCACUCCCAGCCCAGCUCCCCCCCUGCUGGACCGUACCAUCCCACUCUGACCCCCAUUCAGACUCCAGCUGCCUUCAGUCUGGACCAAACCAUCUUCAACCUGCCAGGGGACGCCAGGAUCACUCUGCUGAACGCCACGCUCUGCUCACACCCAGCCACAGGCUAG